Molecule: messenger RNA, 654 nt
Organism: Penaeus vannamei (Pacific white shrimp)
Lineage: Eukaryota; Metazoa; Arthropoda; Malacostraca; Decapoda; Penaeidae
Source: RefSeq, a predicted model, not a curated record
AUGGUUACCAUAGAUAACGAAUUACAAUUUGAAUAUAAACGUCUAGAAACGUUUAAAAAUGGAGAAUGGCCCUACUGUGAAAUAGACCCGGCUCCUUUGGCUAAGGAGGGAUUCUGUUAUACGGGAAAGAGUGAUUGUUGUGUCUGUGCUUUUUGUAGAGGAACAGUGAGGUGUUGGAGAUCUAAACCUGAUGCAGAAAUGGAACAUUCUCGUCUCUUUCCACUCUGUAAAUACGUUUUAGAUAAGAACGUAGGAAACGUACCUCUCAUGAGCAGCACCUUCUCCUUAACUAAAGUCAUCCGGUCCAAUAACACUGAACCGGUGCAUGUGAACUUUGUGAUGCAUCGACAGCGAAUGGAAUCAUUCAUGAACUGGCCAAGAGAUAAAAAGAUACCAAAAGCUGUUGAUUUAGCAGAGGCAGGAUUUUUACGACCAGCAAAAACUUUAGAGUUACACGACCUGGUUCAAUGCUUUCAGUGUGGAAUAAGCUUAGAGAAAUGGACAGAGGAUGACAUACCAUGGAAUCAGCAUGCUUUAUGGAACCCAUAUUGUUCGUAUCUUAGGAUGGUGAAGGGUGAAGAAUUUAUCAUGGAGGUUCACAAUAUGAAUUACACGAGAAUGUCGACGAUAUCUGAUUCUACAUUGAACCAGUAA